Caenorhabditis angaria is the source of this 1259-nucleotide messenger RNA. The record is from the annotation of a GenBank genome assembly. NCBI's taxonomy places the organism in Eukaryota, Metazoa, Nematoda, Chromadorea, Rhabditida, Rhabditidae.
AUGCUAACAAUUCUCUUGAUUUUUUCGAUUUGGCAUGGAUUUCUGUCAAUUUUCGGAAUAAUUUCAAAUUGUCUUUUGAUUUAUUUGAGUGUGUUCAAAUCACCAAAACAAAUCCGUGUUUAUGCAACUUUUAUAAUAAAUUUUGCGUUUACUGAUGUUGUGGCAUGUUUUAUGGAUGUAUUUGUGGCAUUUCGUUUAGUUCCUUCAUCCAACAAUUUUGUAUUAUUUUAUGUUUUCAAUGGAUUAUGCCAAUUUACUGGCUUGAAUUCUUGUAAAAUUGGGUAAAUUAAUUAAAAAUAUAUUAACUUUUGUCUAUUUUAUUAAAGAAGACAGAAGGUUUCUUUAAUCACAUCACUAAAUUUCCAAAAAAUCAUACAACUUUCUUGAAACAGUGAAUUUUUGUGAUUUGAAAUUUUUAUGAACGAUCCAUUAAAAAAUCAGACAAACUUGGACCCAAUCCCUAAUUUUCAGAUUGAGUAUUCUUCAACACUGUAUUCCACAUGGUUUGUGGUCCUUAUUUCUAUCAUUUUUCUAUCGAUAUCACAUAUUAACUAAUGCUGGAAUGAGAAGAAGAAAAAUUGUUCUUGGACUUUUUCUUGUUUAUAUUCCAAGUUUAUUGCAAAUGUUAACAUUUCCAUUCUGUCUUCUGGAUUCAGAAGCGUCUAUAGAAAUGGCUAAUCAAUUUUUGCCUAAUUAUAAUUUCACAAAUUCUACUUCGAUAAGUGUUAUCGAUAAUGUUUUCUCAUUCUCAUCAAUGUUCACAUUUUCUCAUAUUUGUGCUCCAAUAUUCCCAUUGUACAUUCUAAUUUUCAUCAUGCGCCGAAAAAUUGUAUCAAAACUAAAUGAAUCAACGCAUUUGCUAUCAACAGAAACAAAAGCAAUUCAUAAUCAACUUCUAAAAUGCCUAACUUAUCAAUCAUUAAUUCCAGCAAUUAUGCUAAUUUCUGUAAUUUUGUAUUUAUUGCUUCAAUUUGGAAUUGUUCUUCCUAAUGAGAUUAUUGAGUACAGUAUUAUCCCAAUUUGGUUAUUGAUUCCUUGUUUUUCACCGUUUACAUACAUUUGUUUUGUUCGACCAUACAGAGAAGUUUGUAAAAGGUAAGUAUUAAAAUAAGAAACUUUUUGGAUUUUUGAUUAAUUUCAGAAAUUUGGUUUUCUGCAAAAAAGCAAAAGUUGCUUCCACACAAAAAACAUAUCGAUUCGAAUCUUCAGCUGGAUUCGCAAACGGUCAAAAAUCUCAAGUUUCAACAAUUCAAUGUUGA